Owenia fusiformis is the source of this 2967-nucleotide messenger RNA. The record is from the annotation of a GenBank genome assembly. Lineage: Eukaryota; Metazoa; Annelida; Polychaeta; Sabellida; Oweniidae.
UAUCGGGCGUGUCAUGGAGAACUCUUCAAAAGCUCUUCAAAAGUAAAAUGAGCCGGUGCAGUCCAAAUGAUCCCUGUUCCUUCUCCAGGCCCGAGGAGGCGUUAGUAAAGAGUUUGCACUUGUCCCUUGAUGUUGACUUUGAAGCUCAGAUUCUGAAGGGUAAUGUUGUGCUUGAAGUACAGCGAUCGGUGGAAAAAGCAUCGAGUUUGAUACUCGAUACAAGGGACUUGAAGAUAAAAAAAGUUCUCAACAACGUUACAGGUCAAGAACUGAAGCAUACAUUGGACGAUGCUGUACAGGCCUUUGGUUCUAAAUUACAAGUAGAACUUGAUUCACCAGACUUACAAAGUGUCUCAGUAAAGAUAGAGUAUGAAACAUCACCUAAAUCAACUGCCCUGCAAUGGUUGAAGCCAGAACAGACCAUUGGCAAGAGACAGCCAUAUUUAUUCAGUCAGUGUGAGGCUAUACAUGCCAGGAGUAUGGUACCUUGUCAGGACUCCCCAGCCAUUAAAACUUCAUAUACUGCAGAGAUAACUGCGCCAUCAGACAUAGUGAUCCUAAUGAGUGCAGAAAGAACAGGGAAUGAACCAUGCAAGAAAGAUUGCAGUAAAACUACAUACAAGUUUAACCAGAAGGUUCCAAUCCCAGCAUAUCUCAUUGCAAUAGUAGGCGGAGCUUUGGAAAGCAGAGAUAUUGGGCCAAGAUCCAAAGUGUGGUCUGAGAAAGAACUGGUAGAUGAAUCUGCAUAUGAGUUUGCCGAGACUGAACAAAUGUUACAAACAGCAGAGGCAAUAGCUGGACCCUAUGUAUGGGGAAUAUACGAUCUCUUAGUUCUUCCCCCAUCAUUCCCAUAUGGAGGCAUGGAGAACCCCUGCCUUACAUUUGUAACCCCCACACUUCUGGCAGGUGACAGGUCCCUGGCAGAUGUGGUGGCUCAUGAAAUCAGUCACAGUUGGACAGGAAAUCUUGUCACAAAUAAAACAUUCGAACAUUUCUGGUUAAAUGAAGGUUACACUGUGUUCCUUGAGAGGAAAAUUGCAGGACGGUUACAUGGCGAGCCUCACAGACAUUUCUCAGCUAUAGGGGGAAUGAAGGCACUACAAUAUGAGAUAGAUAUUCGUGGUGCAGACAAUGUAUUGACCAAACUCACCCCAGAUCUCACAGGAAUAGACCCUGAUGAUGCAUUUGGAACUGUGCCUUAUGAGAAAGGUUCCAAUCUAUUGUUCUACCUAGAGCAGAAGCUAGGAGGUCCAGAUGUGUUUGAACCAUUCCUGAGAGAGUAUAUCAAGCAGUACCAGUACAAAUCCCUUGACACUGCAGAAUGGAAAACAUUCCUCUACUCAUACUUCAAAGAUAAGAAAGAGAUCCUUGAUUCUGUAGACUGGGAUGCCUGGUUUAACACACCUGGGCUGCCUCCUGUGAAGAAUGAGUUUGACACAUCUCUAGCCGAUGCUUGUACAGCCUUGGCUAAGAAAUGGAGUGAUGCAUCGGAUGAAGAUGUUUCCAGUUUCCCAGCUUCAGAUCUUGAAAGUCUGUCAUCUCCACAGAGAGUAGAAUUCCUAGCACAGCUCAUCAUGCUACCACCAUUAUCAAAGGCUAAGGUUGAAAUGAUGCAGAAACUGUACAAGUUUGAUGAUGUAAAAAAUUCUGAGAUAAGAUUCAGGUGGAUAAGACUUGGCCUCAGGGCUGAAUUUGAUGCUGCCAUUCCAUUGGCUAUUGAUUUUAUGAAUGCACAGGGCAGAAUGAAAUUUGUUCGACCAGUACACAGGGAUCUCUACGCAUGGGAAAAGGCUCGUCCUAUAGCGAUAGAGAAUUUCCAGAAACACCGUAAUGAGAUGCACACUACAACAGCACAACUUUUAGCCAAAGAUAUGCACCUGGAGUCAUAGACCAGCCAAACUAAAUACACCCCAAAACCUGUAGGACUUAAAAAGACCUGGGAGUAGAAGAUUGCAAGUUAAAAUCAAUGAACAUUCUGAUGAUGUGUAUUGUACUAAGUGUACUGGAUCAUGGAAUACAUUUUUGAGUUGCUUUAAAAAAGACAAUAAAUCCAGAAGGUCUCAAAGCUGAUAUGACUACAUUUUGAAUAAAAUACUACCAUACUGUAAUAUAACACUUUUUAGAAUUGCAUUGAAUGGAUUUCUUGAAUAAAAUACAGAUGAAUGAAUAAUAAAAACGUACCUUAAUGCAAUAAUAAAUUAUUUCUAUAAAAUCAUAUAUUUUAUUUCUUAUUUGGUGUGCAUGUGGUGUUAAUCCUUUUACAAAACCCAUAAAGCACUCUAAAUGGUUAAGAACUGUCCAAAGUACAACUGAUAUUUACGUGGAAAGCCCUAUCAUCUCAAAUUGAUAUUCUAUUUUCUGCACCUCCACCAGAAAAAUUAUUGCCUCAAUUGUAAAAAAAAAAAAUAUGUCUGAUAGUAUACAUUGAACAAACCUAAAAAAUGAACACACGUAUGACAGAAAUAGAAAUAUAUUCUUUUUGUUCAUAGGAUUGAGAUGGCUGAAGAACGGAUGACAUAACUUACUUGUUUCUCAUUAUUUAAGUGUUAAGAAAUUGUGAAACUUGCAAUUUACAUGUAAAUCUUGCAAAUGCUUUGUCAGACAAAACCAUGGUGAUAAAGAGACAUCUUUCUAUAAAUCAUUAACAAAUUAAACAUAAAAACUUGAAUAUUCAACUAAUAUUAAUCUUAAUAAAUCAAGACUGAGAAAAAGAAAAAUUGCUAAGACUUUUGAGGGAUAAAAAAGUAAAAGAAGAAGCCAAACAUGUGUUUUUAUUCUGGCCUUUAGUUUGAAAGUAUGGUUAAAAUGCAAGCUUUCAGUCCUAUCUCAAUGGAGCAGAAGUGUUCUCAAAGAAUAAAUUGAUAUAGUUUACAAUAAACAAUGUCCCAUUUACAGGAAGCAUUACAGCUGUUCACUUCAGUUUUUAUAUCCAUAACUGUCACUGUUCGAUGCAACCUUAAAUUUAUU